Molecule: messenger RNA, 722 nt
Organism: Limulus polyphemus (Atlantic horseshoe crab)
Lineage: Eukaryota; Metazoa; Arthropoda; Merostomata; Xiphosura; Limulidae
Product: gamma-aminobutyric acid receptor subunit alpha-5-like
Exons: 2
Coding region: 130-603 (157 amino acids)
Biological process (GO): monoatomic ion transmembrane transport
Cellular component (GO): membrane
Molecular function (GO): monoatomic ion channel activity; transmembrane signaling receptor activity
Source: RefSeq, a predicted model, not a curated record
UCAACAUUUAUAUUCAAGCGCCGCCUUACGGGGAUUUUGCUCAACACCUAUAUUCCUAGUGGAUUAGUUGUCGUCCUCUGUUGGCUAUCGUUUUGGCUGGAUGUCGAUGCAGUGCCAGCUCGGGUAACCAUGGGAGUUACAUCCCUUCUGAUCUUGUCAACUCAAGUCAUUCAGAGUCAAUACUAUUUACCACCAGUGGAUUACGCCACUUCUUUAGAUAUUUGGCUUCUGGGUUGCAUGGUGAUGGUGUUUGGCUCUUUAGUUGAGUAUUCAUUUGCUUACCAGUAUGCUAAACGUCAGCUAAAGGUACGUUCGAAACACGCUGAUACAGAACAAGCAUGGAAUAUCAAACCAUCCAUACCAAACCUAGAUGUCAUUGAAAGUGGAAGUGACUACAACACAACACAGUCCAGCCUAGACAGCAAAAGUUUCCGGAACAAAUCUUACGAAAAGUCAAAAAGCGGAACGCUGGACAGAGUGUCAAGAGUUGUAUUUCCGUUUAUAUUUUCCAGUUUUGUCACGGUUUAUUGGGGCUACUUCUUAACCAAAGUGGAAGUGGGUUUUUCUGAUACUAAUGCCUCUCUUAGUAAUGUCGAAUGGUAACUUCUUAUUUCUUUAAGUUCGUUUGACUGUCUUCACAACCCUGACAGAACAUCCGGACAUGUAAGGAAAUAACCAACCAAACCUCCCUAGUGGUGUUAACUAUAUAAGUACAUCUAAUA